Molecule: messenger RNA, 1510 nt
Organism: Thecamonas trahens ATCC 50062
Lineage: Eukaryota; Apusomonadida; Apusomonadidae
Exons: 1
Coding region: 1-1503 (500 amino acids)
Source: RefSeq, a predicted model, not a curated record
AUGUCGAGCCACACUCCGCGCGGGCUCAAGAAUCUGGUGGCGCUCUCGCGGGCGCCCGGGGCCUCGUUCUCGGCUCCGGCGAGCAGCACAGGCAGGCCGGUCGAGGCCAAGGCGGGGAUGGGAGCUACUUCCGAGAGUGAUGACCAGGUGGCGGCCAUGCUGGCGGCAUCGGAUCAGCUCAAAGUCUCGCAAAUGCUGGCAACCGCUGGCUUGGCUCCCGAGGAGGCGGCAGAGGCCGCGGCGGCGGCAGCGGGCGCGAGCGACUCGGCUGGCUCGGCCAGUGGCGCAGCCGCGCGAUUGGUCCCGCUCCUGCGGGAGGAGCUCGGCCUUGUCCGCGAUCAGCUGGCGACGGCCGAGAGAAACUUUGAGAGUGUGUCAGCUGCGCACGCGCAAGCGCAGCGUGAGCUGGAAGAGUUGCGCUCGCAGAACGCGGCGCUGGUGUCCCAAGCGCCCGACGUGGCGGCGGCGGCACUGGCGGCGGCGGCGGCGCAGGAGAAGGUCGACGUGGCGAGUGCAGAAGCUGCAAAGGCCCGCAGCGCGCUGGCGGCCAUCACUAGAGAGCGGGAUGCGGCGCAAGCCAAAGUUGCCCAUCUUACCAAGGCGCAGGGACUAGCUGCCGAGCAGAUCAAGAAGCUCCGCCGCGAGGCCGCUGACGCCCAAUUUGAAAAGGGCAAGCUCGCCUCGCUGGUUGAGGCCUCGCAGCGGCAGAGCUCAGCGCUCAAUGCCGAGCUGGCAUCGAUGGCAACGUCGCUGACUGUGGCCGAAGCUUCACUCGAAUCUGUGCGCAACGAGAACGUGGCGCUCAAGGCGGCACUAGCCGCCGCAGAGGCUCAGGCGGUCGCCGCCUCGUCCGCUGAGGACGCGGCAGCCCGACUCGACGCCGCACUCGACGAGGCUGCUGCUCUCAAGAGCGAGCUGCUGGAGAUGCGGUCGAGUGCACAGGCUCGCAAGCUCGAGCUCGAUGCUGCGCUCGCCGACAAGGACGCCGCCGAGUCGGCACUCGCCUCGCGCGACGCUCGCAUUCGGGACCUGAUGGCAUCGGCAGCGAGCUCCGCUGACGACGAGGUUCCCGUCUACAACGAGUCCACAGGCGAGAGCAGUCAUUCGUCACGCUCGUACGCGCCUGCGCCAGUUAUGGCUGCGCUGGUCAAGGCGCGCGGCGCGCUCCGAUCGACACUCGCCGACCUGCUCACAGCCGAACGCGCGGCCGAGUCGUCGCUCACCUGCCUAGUCUGCCUCGGCGGCCUCAACGAGCCAAUUCUCUUCCCGACCUGCGAGCACGUGGUCUGUGAGGGCUGCGCGCCGGCCGAUCUUGGCCAGUGUCCCGAGUGUGAGGCGCCGAACGAGGCCCGCUUUGCCGGUCCGCUUCGGGUCGACGCGCUCGAGACGCUUGCCUCUAAGUCGCAGUUUAAGCUUCAGUCGCUCCAGGCAGCGAGCGAGCAGCUGGACGUCUUGUUUGCAGCAGUGUAUGCGGCGGUGGGCGCCGGCGCCGUCGAGGAGUAAAGUCUCG